GGAGGCACAGGCAGUUGCGCGCGCGCCUCGAUCUAAGGUGCGCGGAUACACCCGUAGCUCGUAACUAUAAUGUGAUUUAAUAAUUCAGUGCACAACGUAGAGGAUUUAUUGUAAACAUCGAACAAAAUGGAGUGCUACACAUCCGACAGCUGUGACAGCGACAGUAGGGAACAAAAGACUCUGGACCUGUCCAACCAGUUGCUAGACACGAACGGUCUGGCGCUGGAACUAAAAGGGAUCGUCGAUGAAAAGGACUGCGCGGAAAAUUACGAGAUCGUUCUCUUAUACAGCAACAGAAUAAGUGCAUUGCCCGACACUAUAAACAGGUUUUGCAACUUGAAGAUAUUGGACGUCAGCCACAACAGGCUCAAGACUCUCCCUGACCUGCUGAAAUACUGCCCGCUGACAUCCCUCAUAGCCAAACAUAACUUGCUCACCAACGAAUCGCUGCCAAAAUGCUUCUUUUCCGCGAAAAACACUUUAAAGGAAUUCAAUCUUAGUGGGAACCAGCUCAGUUCUUUCCCAGAACAAGUAAUGGAGUUAACAUCACUGCGUUAUCUCUAUAUGGGCGGAAACAAUAUAGUCAAUAUACCAAAGGAUAUAUGGAAACUAAACAGUUUACAGAUUCUCUCACUAGGAGGAAACCAGAUCAUCGAAGUCCCCGAUGCAGUGGGAAGACUGACGGGUCUGCAGGCGCUGGUGUUGAGUGACAACCAUAUAGAACAGCUCCCGAAUAGCAUAGCAAACCUGAACCAGCUCCGGUCGCUGCUCAUCCACAGAAACAAACUUAAGACACUGCCUACUCAAAUCAUCAAGUUAAAAUGCUUAACAGAGCUAAGUCUCCGAGACAACCCUCUAGUGGUGAGGUUCGUUCGGGACAUGACAUUGCAGCCCCCCUCGCUACUAGAACUCGCUGGCCGGACCAUCAAACUACAUGAGAUCCCAACUUUGCCGGGGGAGGUGCCGAGGGACCUGAUUAAUUAUUUAGGCGCAGCGCAGUGCUGCGUUAAUCCAAAGUGCAAAGGCGUCUUCUUCGACAACCGCGUGGAGCACAUCAAAUUUGUCGACUUCUGCGGCAAAUACCGGAUCCCACUGCUGCAGUACCUGUGCAGCUCCAAGUGCAUCACCGGCAGCUGGGAGAGCAGGGAGACUGAUAGCAACCCCCAUCCUCAUAUGAUGCGGAAGGUGCUCCUGGGAUAAAGCUCAAAAUCAUCACGAAAUACUUC
This is a messenger RNA of Cydia amplana, 1226 nucleotides long. RefSeq names its product leucine-rich repeat-containing protein 58. Gene Ontology annotation, molecular function: protein binding. NCBI's taxonomy places the organism in Eukaryota, Metazoa, Arthropoda, Insecta, Lepidoptera, Tortricidae. The transcript has 4 exons. Bases 127 to 1200 code for a protein of 357 amino acids. The record is from RefSeq and is a predicted model, not a curated record. Gene Ontology annotation, biological process: signal transduction.